CUUUUCUAAAGAGACAGAAAAAAAAGAGCCAACUCUCCUCAAAUGCACAGUGACCACCACCACACGCGCACACCCCAAGAAAUGGAGACUGUGAAGGGAAGCAGGAUCAUUCUCGGCCUGGAAAUCAAUCUGAUUCUCUUUUAUGUCGGUGCUACAUAUGAGUGUAUGGUCUUUGUCCAUCAACCGUCUUACCUCGAAGUAGCCCACACUCAAGGGGCCGCAACCAUUCAGUGUUCCUUCUCCCACACGGGGUGCCCUUCAGAGCAACCACAAAGCCUGUGGUUUCGCUACGGUGCGGACCAGCCCGAAAACCUAUGCGUGGAUGGCUGCACCGGGGAUGCAGGCAAAUUCACAGUGAAGGAGGUCCUCACAGAAAGAGCAGUCUCCCUCACUGUAAACCGGGUGGCUCUGAAUGACAGCGCCAUCUACAUCUGUGGAAUCGUCUUUCCCAGUUCAAAGGAACCAGGAGCUAAGCGGACCGGAGAAGGGACCAUACUGGUGGUAAGAGAAAUGAAGGAACCACACAGCCUCCUGAUAGCUGUUGUAUCACUGCUCUCUAUCUACAUUAUUGGUGCACUCGUGAUCUUCGUAAUCCUUUCCAAAUCAAAAUCUAACUCUUUAAGAAACAAAGAAACAGAAGAUUCACAAAAGAAGAGGAGUGCCCGACGUAUUUUUCAGGAAAUUGCUCAGGAACUAUACAGUAAAAGACAGGUGGAAACAAGACAACAACCUGCCGGAGCAUCUUUUUCUGCAAACAGACAAUGAUAAGUGUCCUGAAGACAAGUCUAGAAGAGAAAGGCAACAUUUAACGAAAAUAGAAGAGCACUUUCCAACUAUGAAAGACCAUAGAGAUGUUUUAAUUUUCAAUUAAGUCACUGAAAGUCCAAAUCCAGAAGUUAUGGCAGUGUUAUCGGACAUACGCCCAUCAGGGCUUUAAAAAACCAAUCAAAGGUAAAUGGAAAAGACAAUUCUCCACAAGGAAGGAUGCCACACUACAAGGAAACUAUCACUAAAAGUAAUUACCCAAAAUACUAAAAUCCUACAAAAUACAACUGAAAAAUACUUUCUAACUUGCCAGAAGAAUUCUGAGUAGUCUAACAUUUAAAAAAUUUCCGUUUUCCUAACAUAUAUCCUAUAUUUGUGUCAUUUGACAUACGAGGUAUGUGAGGACUCCUACCCUGAAGAUUAGAAGUCACACCCCAUGCUUCUGUCUGCUUCUGUCUUGAGUGGAAGAAUUGUCUUUAUGGUUGUGGAAGUGAUGGGCCAAUGAGACUAAGAUGGGAGGGAGGGGAAAAAGGAAGGGAAGUGCCAAAAUUUGAGUUUAAAAAAAAAAGGGGGGGGGAAGAAGAAAAGAAAAACCAUCUUGCAAAGUACCUUGGAGCAAACACCGUUCUCCUGGUAUUGCCACUGGGUAACAGUAGAGUGCACAUUUUCCUGCCUGCAUAUGCAAAAUGACUUACAUCAUGCUCCCAACAAAAAGUGAAAAUAGAGUUAAGAAUAUGAUAGCUAGGGCGCCUGGGUGGCUCAGUUGGUUAAGCGACUGCC
Messenger RNA from Neomonachus schauinslandi (Hawaiian monk seal), 1545 nucleotides. It is a transcript of the gene IGSF6, whose product is annotated as immunoglobulin superfamily member 6. The coding region runs from base 43 to 765 and encodes 240 amino acids. The transcript has 7 exons. The record is from RefSeq and is a predicted model, not a curated record. Lineage: Eukaryota; Metazoa; Chordata; Mammalia; Carnivora; Phocidae.